Molecule: messenger RNA, 1097 nt
Organism: Serpula lacrymans var. lacrymans S7.9
Lineage: Eukaryota; Fungi; Basidiomycota; Agaricomycetes; Boletales; Serpulaceae
Exons: 3
Coding region: 547-1044 (165 amino acids)
Source: RefSeq, a predicted model, not a curated record
UAGGAUACAGAGAGCGUAUCAAAGGAUACCAUUAGUUCACAUCCCGUAGUCCAUUCGUCGAAUCCCUUGACAUACGGAUCCACAAGUCCAACAACCGGGACCUACACAGGGACUCCGAGCUCCUCCACACCCUCCGUGCCAUAUACAUCAUCGUCGCACCUGCGUCCGUCGCCAAUAAUUCCGGCGACGACAACUUCAGAAUCGUCAACGUCCUACACGCUAACUAACGGAUAUUCAAUAACCUCCUCAACAACGACACCUGCUUUUCCGACAUCCUCCACACUAUCUCACUCGCUGACGAAUACAUCAAUAACCACUCGAACUCUCUUGAAGGCACCCCCCACUUCACACACAUCAACAAUAAGGACAACACCGACUUCUUGGUUGACAACACCUUCAAUAUCAUCCGCAUCGUUAGUUUCGGCAAAGGAUAUCCCGAGCUCAGCAGAGCCAUCCAGAACCCUUCAAACUACCUUACCGAGUAGUAAAACUGGUAGCUCAGUAGUUUCUGGUUCAAAGACACCUCCAGCUUCAUCCUCAUCUUCUAUGGUGUCAGCAUCUAGCCAUCAUGCACUUGCCGUUGGUAUCAUUAUCGGAGCUGUCAUUGGUGGAGUCCUUCUUGUGGCUGCACUUGCCUUCAUUCUCUUUCGUUGCCAUCGAAAACAUGCCUCGAGGGCGCCGACAUCUCACAACCGACAUCAUUCAAAUAGUUUUGGUUCCAAUAUGCUUACAUUAUCUAAUAUCCCAGGACUCGGACAUGUGUCAGAAGGGAACUAUGCCAUUCUUUCAGAUCCUCCCAUGUCGUCUUAUGGUCCUCCCUCUCCGAUACCACAAAUUCAGCGUGCGCCGUCACCACUGACGCCCGAGCUUGUUCCCGCCUCACGUGGACAUAAGAGUUUGAAUGUGGGAGUUAAUCCCGGCGUAGAAAGCAAGCGUACCAGUGCAAGGACGCACAGGUCUUACACUACGCGGUCACUGGACAAUAGUGACGAAUCACAUCUGACCCUUCCUGCUUAUUUCUCCGAGCUAGGCUUUCGACUUUAGAUAUGUGUAGGACUUUCAACUGUGUAUCGAAUGCAGUUGCUACACUCGGACGG